Striga hermonthica is the source of this 801-nucleotide messenger RNA. Lineage: Eukaryota; Viridiplantae; Streptophyta; Magnoliopsida; Lamiales; Orobanchaceae. The record is from the annotation of a GenBank genome assembly.
AUGGCGGUGAUAGAGGAAGAAUCCGCCGGUGAAAGCGUCUCCAGAUCACGGCCAAGCCCGGAGGCGACUGCGCCAUCGGGGCACUGUUCCGAUGGAUACGAGACUGCCAGUGAUUCCGAGCUAAAUGACUCCAAUUCCGAUAAAGACAAUGGCCCCGUCAAUCGUAAUGAUUUAAGCAGUGGUAAAAAUGGAGGCGAUGAGGUCAGUCGUGAGGUCAACGAAGGAGAAGGGAAGACUGAAACAACCGAGACUGAAGCGAAUGAGACAAUGUUAGCCAAAGCCAAUGAUGCAAAACUUGAGGGGAAUUCAUUGUUUAAUGGUGGGGAGUAUGAAGAGGCAUUAUCCAAGUAUGAGAUUGCUCUACAAGUUGCACCAGAUGGUCCGUCAUCUAGUGAAAUACGGUCUAUAUGUCAUGCAAACAGAGCGGCUUGUUUUGCUAAACUUGGGAAACAUGAGGAGACAGUCAAAGAGUGUACCAAGGCGUUGGAGCUGAAUCCAACAUACAUGAGGGCUCUAUUAAGAAGAGGAGAGGCUCGCGAAAAGCUUGAGCAGUAUGAAGAAUCAAUUGCUGACAUGACUAAGAUCUUAGAAUUGGAUCCCUCAAAUGACCCAGCAAGGAGAAGUAUCAUUCGUUUGAAGCCAUUAGCUGAUGAAAAGAGAGAGAAAAUGAAAGAAGAGAUGAUUGGCAAAUUGAAAGAGAUGGGGAAUUCCAUUCUGGGCCGUUUUGGAAUGAGCGUUGACAACUUCAAAGCUGUCAAAGAUCCAAAUACUGGUUCAUAUUCCGUUUCAUUUCAACGUUAA